Vigna unguiculata (cowpea) is the source of this 812-nucleotide messenger RNA. RefSeq lists its product as uncharacterized. NCBI's taxonomy places the organism in Eukaryota, Viridiplantae, Streptophyta, Magnoliopsida, Fabales, Fabaceae. The record is from RefSeq and is a predicted model, not a curated record.
UUUUAAAAUAUUACUCUGAGAAACCUCAGCGGAACUCUCUCACAAGACAUCUUCCUUCCAUGGUCAUAUUUUCACUUAAUCUUCUCCAAGACACCUCUCUCUUUGGACUCGACUAAAAGUCGAAGCGAAGUGAAAGGCAAAGUUUUUAUUCCCUUUUCCCUUCCCCGUUUAUAGUUUCUGCCGAAAAUGGGAAGCGAAGAUAAUGUGAAGCAUCUUGAAGACUGCUCCGUUUCCAAUGCAUUGGGCACUUGGGUGUUCUCAGUUGCAGGAGCAUUGCUGGCUAUACCAGUUGGGAUAAAGCGCAAAUCUCUGGCACCCCUUGUAUUUUUUGGCACCACAGGUACUAUGUUGGACAUUAUUAUGGGGAUCACUGCAUGCGAAAGGGAACACGCAGAGCGCCAAAUGAAGUUACUUGAAGCACAAAAUGCUGCUGCCGAGUCUUCUUUGGGUGAAACAGAAAUUGAUUCAUAAGCCGCAAUCUUGAAGUUUUCAGCAUUGUCAAACUUGUUUGGGCAUGAUUGUAACAAACUAAAUGCACUUUUCUGGUAGCCCCUAGUCAAAUAUUCUUCGACUUGAUGCUUUUUGUUAUCCUUUUAUGGUUUUUCCUCCGGCGGUGUUUACAGAAGAAGCUGGAUAUGAUGGAUUUCUGUGUUAAUUCAUAAAGAUUUCAGGAAUGUUUGAUUACAAUAAUGGUAUUUAAAAAACGCCCUUCUUAGAUUCUUUUUGGGACUUUUGAGCGGCAAGCUGUACAUGAAUAAUUGGAGCAGUGUACUCCUUAUUUUGUUUUAUAAAAUUCCAGUUUACCUUGAUCA